This is a messenger RNA of Mesorhabditis belari, 2451 nucleotides long. The record is from the annotation of a GenBank genome assembly. Lineage: Eukaryota; Metazoa; Nematoda; Chromadorea; Rhabditida; Rhabditidae.
AUGUAUGAGGAGGAGGUUUGGACGAUAAUUGAUGGAGGCUCAUCGGGCAUUAUUCAUUUGGUCGAAGCGAACAAUCGAAAAACGGUCGUAAAGUCGAAUGCGAAUGAGAUCUCGAGGAAGAAUAUUGAAAGGGAAAAAGAAAUAAUGAUGAGAAUCAGCCAUGAUAAUAUUGUUGCCUACAUCGGGACUCGGGAUAUUGUGAUGGGAAUUCCGGGGUUUGGGAUCGAAUUGGAGUACUGCGAGAGGAGAAGUCUGAAGAGAGUGGUGCUCGGUUCAUCGAUUUCCUAUUCGAUCAAAACGGUGCUUUGCUGGGCUGAGCAGCUGUUCGAAGUGCUCGAGUACCUCGAUCAACGCUCAAUAGUUCACGGCGAUAUAAAGCUUGAAAACAUUUUUGUCAAGGAAAACUUCGAUUUGAAGGUCGGCGAUUUCGGGAGUACAAGAGAUUGUGAGGUCACAUGCUCGGGCACAUUUCACGGCACCCAUCGAUAUAUCAGCCCGGAUUUGAUCACGGAAAAUAUGUGUACUGAUCGAAAGAUCUCCCGUGCAAAUGAUGUCUAUGCGGUGGGAUUGGUGCUUUGGGAAACCCUCGAACGAAGUCGUGUCUAUGCGAAAUACGAUUCGAAGGAUAAUUUCAAUACGACACAAUUCUUUAUUGACAUCUUAUUCCGGGUUCUGCAGAAGUUGGAACCACCGACAUGCAUUGAAGAGUUGCAAAAGAUUAUUGUUAGUUGUUCGAGCUUUGAUCGUGGAUCUCGUCCUAAGCCUCAAGAUGUACUCAAGGCUGUGAAACACAUCCUAGAGGAAAACGCACUUGUGAAAGGAUACGAAUUUUUGCCAAUAAUCGAUGAAAAGCAAAGAGUUCUACUACCGCCAUUCGGGUCUGGGAGAAGUUUGGAUGACGAGAAGUCGAGCAGUUUCUUGGUGCCCGAUGGAGAAGAUCUACGAUCCAUGAUCGAUCCGAUGACAGAAGAAGUGCCAGAAAGCAACGACUCGCCUCGUCAAGAGUUCCACAUCCACAGGGCCCUGAACACUAAUUCGAAUUUGAGACGCUUCAAUCGGAUUGAAGAUGUUGGAAGAUUGACCACGAUAUUCAAUGAGAUGAGCAGCGAGAAUCAAAUCAAAUUCUAUCAAAUCCUUCCAAGAAUGAUCACCGAGGCCCAGCAAAAGGUCUAUUUCUUUCACGAACAUCUCGCAUUAACCACCCGAUUUAUGGACUUAGCGCAAUCAACCGAUCCAGUAGAGCUCUUCGAAGCGCUUUUGCUUGCCGAUUUUGCGUGGGAAGCCGAGGAAAUGAGCAGCUACUUUCAAGAACUCACAAAAGACACCAGGUUCUCGCUGUUCUGGAUAGAGUCCACGAAUAUGGCCUCAAAGAUUAGGGUAUUCGCGGCUGGAAAGACCUCAUUUUAUUUGACGCGCUUCUACUUUGAGUGCUACUUCUCAACGGUGCUCAAAGAGGAGUGGCUGCUCGUCGAAGGGCACGACAACAUUCAAGAGAUCGUAUUGAUGGUCACGAAGGAUCUGAGUAAAGCCCAGUAUCUGAAGGGACACUGGCACCGCGGGAAGACGUUCAUCGCGAAAGACUGCCAGAGUGAUGUCCACGUAAGUUAUGGAGUGAUUACAUUCACGAGCCACGCCGAUCAACUGCAUUUCACCGGCAAUUACCCAAUCGAUCCGUAUAUGAUGCUAGAAGCGUUUACCAGGGAACGAGAAAAGUUACUGAAUCAGGCAGUGAUUAUUAGAAAUAAAAUGCGGAGACUGAAUGAGAUUCGUUCCAUACCAAAAUUCCUGGAUAUUGGAUCAAAGCUGCCGAUUCCGAGCUAUAUUUUUCAACUACGAAAUCCUCCCCGAAUACCAUGUCGUCAUAAAGGAAUUUGCUCAAAAAAGCAAUGGCCAAAAGACACUUUUACCGAGAGAGUAAACAUUAGUGGAAGUUUUCCACCAAAACUUUUUAUUGACUACUUUGAGUGCACGACAAAAGAAGAGCUACAAUACUUAUCCAACUUUUUCGUUGUUUGGAACGAUUUGGGCACAGCGCUGGAGCAGUUUUCGUCGUAUCUCAACAAAUCUCAGCGUAUCUUGAUGUAUGCGGAGAAUUUUUCAUUUGAGAAAAAUAAUUAUUUCCCGACGCUUUUCGUGCCGAACUUUCAGGAGGAAAAGGGCCAUUUAGUGCUUUUGGAUCAUCCGGUCAAUUACGAGAAUUUCGAGACGAUUCCCGCGUUUAGUGUCCGAUUCGCUCAGAACAUAGACUUGUUAAUUGGGAAAAUCCAUGAGUUACCUGUCAGGCAAUUACGAAGAUAUUUACGGGAUUUGCCCGUCGAAAAGCACAAAUUCCUGUUGAUUGAUCCUGAGAAAGAACCGAAAGAAUCGCCGCGACCCUCAAAGUUUUGUCUCGUCGAUCACGAGGGAAAGCAGAUCUUCCUCUCGAGAAUAUUGUUUCGAGGGAAAACAGAG